AUGGGUCGAAGAUCGCAUCGUGCUAGGGCGAAGAAAGCGUCGCAAGGAACAGUUCCACCACCUGCGACCGUUAAUUCGCCUGUUGUACAAAUGAUGCCUUCUGUUCAGUUUGUGGCUCGUCAAUUGUCCGAGAUUCCACCUCGGAUACUUGAAGAGUUUGCUCCAGAAUGCUCCUAUGAUAGUAUUGUUGCAAUUGUCAAUUCGCAUCGCUUGAUUCUUCUAUCGCUCGAUAACGCUGUUAAAUUUAUGGAAGAAUGCUUGGUCACCUUUAAAGGGGUUCACUGGUUCAAGGGUAAUUAUGUUUAUUUGGCAGCAUGGAGAGCGGAAUUGUUCCAUUGUUUGACGGCGAUCACGGUUCAUAGAGAAGUUCUCCAGGAGGAAAUUUUUCCUCACUUUUUUGAUAACAACGUGGACCGUGACGAGUUUUGUACUGCGUUAGAGUUACAGAAAGUCUCCGUGGACACACUUCUACCUCUGCUUCGCCGUACAUCUGCCAUUUGUGCGCACCUCACGAGAUUGAUUCGCUGGAUCGAGUUUCACCAACAGGCGCUCCUUCAUGAUCACCGCGAUGCUGAUCCAGAGGCGGUUAAUCUCAUGACGUGCUAUGGAAUGGGGAUUAUGUCGUCUUACGAGGAAGAUUCCGUUCCGGAAUACCUCGAAUGGUGGAGAAAGAAGUAUGACCAGGAGUACAGAUCAAACAAAAGAUUCCGUCGCCUUACAGUGGAAAGAGUAGAGCAGAUUAUUGUCGAGUCUGUCCCACUUCAAUCUGCUGAGGCAUCAAACGUUGGACCUGGAAGGCCCAGUUUAAGUCGGGAGGCUUCGGACCUAAAAAUCCCGAACCCUCCUCGGGUCGACUACAGCAACAGGAGCCGACACCUUCAUCUAGACAUUCCGCAUAACAAUCGCCAGCUAUUACUCGACCCUUCGAUGGCGCUCCUUUCUCUCUGA
Molecule: messenger RNA, 948 nt
Organism: Haemonchus placei
Lineage: Eukaryota; Metazoa; Nematoda; Chromadorea; Rhabditida; Trichostrongylidae
Source: the annotation of a GenBank genome assembly